Molecule: messenger RNA, 6196 nt
Organism: Helicoverpa zea (corn earworm)
Lineage: Eukaryota; Metazoa; Arthropoda; Insecta; Lepidoptera; Noctuidae
Gene: l(3)80Fg
Product: dnaJ homolog subfamily C member 16
Exons: 14
Coding region: 262-2694 (810 amino acids)
Source: RefSeq, a predicted model, not a curated record
UUUGCGCAGAAAAACAACAGAUUUGGCUAUGGUCUGGCCCAAUUGACAUUUUGUAAUUUUUGUGAGAUUUUAGAAUUUCACGAAUUUUCAGCCGUUCUAUUUUAAGACAAAUGACUGAUAACAGUUUUUGAGUUUUCCGUGUUAAAUUCGCAUACAGCAGUCAUGCGUUCCAUUGCUGAGUGCAGGAUUUUGCUAUGAGAUUAUUCUUGAAAAGCACGAAGGUUUUAUUCAGAAGGGUUGUUAUAGAAACUGUUUGGUAAUAUGCAAUGGAAAUACAAGGGUUGGAGAGGGCGAUGGCUGUGGGUGGUGCUGAUGCUCAUGUUGUGCCCGCUGCUGAUUGCUCAGAAGAUCGGUGACCCCUACAAAAUCCUGGGUAUAAACCCAAAGGCUACUCUACCAGAAAUACGCAAAGCUUACAGGCAACUAGCUAAAGAAUGGCAUCCAGAUAAAAAUGAAGAUCCAAAUGCGGAAACUCGUUUUGUUGAAAUAAAACAAGCAUAUGAGCUGUUGUCAGACACGGAGAGGCGACAAGCGUAUGAUAAUUACGGCAUUACGAACGAAGACGACCACCUAUACAAACAAAGGCACGACUACAGCCAAUAUGCAAGAUUUAGUAACGAUCCGUUUGAAGAAUUCUUCGGCACACAUUUCCGAACACAGGACCAAGAUAUAACAUUGUUUCACAAACUUUCUGUAACUGCACGCCACUUCGAAAACAACAUAGUAGAGAAAAGCAUACAUACUCCAGCAUUAGUCUUGUUCUACACUGACUGGUGUUUCGACUGUGUACGAUCAGCCGCCGCCUGGCGCCGUCUGGUCGAGGCAUUACAGCCGUUAGGCGUUACCAUGGCAACCGUGCACGCGGGCCACGAGGCCAGUCUGGCGAGGAGGGUGGGGGUGCAUGGAGUGCCUUGCCUGACCUUCGUGUUGGAUAAACAUAUUUAUCUGUAUAAAGAGGGGUUGUCGUCGCUGCCUAAAAUAUUGGAGUUCAUGCGUUGGAAGUUCCCAUACAAGUUGGUGAACGCGAUCGGCGACAACAACGUGGACGGCUUCGUGUCUGACUUCGAGGACAACAAGGUCAAGGCGCUGAUCUUCGAGGAGCGCCAGACCAUCCGCCUCAGAUACCUCAUCACUGCAUUCCACUAUAGAGAUAGAGUUGCUUUUGGUUUCGUAGACAUGCGGUCCCGCGACACCUCAAACGUGACGGCCCGCUACAAGGUACAGCGCCACAUCGACACCAUGGUGCUGCUGAAGGAGGACAGCGUGGAGCCCGCAGCCACUGUCAGCACCACGGAGAUACCCACGCAGACGCUGCACCAGCUCAUCGAGGCUAAUCAGAUGCUCACCCUGCCCAGGCUGUCUUCACAGAGCGUAUUAGAAAGCGUGUGCCCCGUGGAAUGGCGGGCAGCCCGGCGACGUCUAUGCUGCGUGCUGGUCUGCGGCGCGGGGUCGCCGGCCGCGGCCGCCGCGCGUCACGCACUGCGUCAGCUGGCGAGGGCUCCGCCAGAGAGGCUGCAUUACGCGUAUGUGUAUGCGCAUAAACAGCCAGCGUUUGUACAUGCUCUUGCUAAUGGAUCGGGCAGCGACAUAUCAGAAAUGGAACAUCGCAUCGUCAUCAUCUGGCGUCGCGAAGCCACUCGCAUCCAAUAUGAGUGGCUCAAUGAAACCUGGCCCAGUUGCAACCACGCCCACUGCACAACUGACCACUUCCCAUCUGACCCGGCGCUUAGAGACGAAGUGUUGAAGUACCAUGAACGAUUGAAUGAGACUAAGAGGGCCUUGGAUCAGCUGAUUAAGAGGUUAUUGAAACCUACAGAGGUUAUGGCGUAUGAAGCUCAUGUGCAGGAGCUGCUGGAUGAGGCGGCGCUGGGCACAGUGUGGAGGGCUGUGCUGAAGGUGUGCGAGUGGACGGAGCGGGCGGCGGCCGCGCUCCGCACGCAGCGCGCCAUCUCCGCGCUCUCCGUGCUCGCCACCGUCGCGCUCGUGCUCGCCGCCGGAUACCUCAUGGCGUACCUCAUUCGCGUAGAAGAAGAGUCAGUACAGCGUCAGAAAGAAGAGAGGAAGAAACAGAACUGCGCCGCUAAGAAGAACAACAACGAACCGAGCUCCGAGCUCAGACUGCACGAGUUACGCGCCGAGAAGUACAACGGACUAGUCAGGUUGUUGAAGCCCGGUUGUCGAACUAUAGUGUUGCUGGUAGACAUGCAGAGUCGCGUGCAACUGCUGUCAAAGUUCCAUAAAAUUGUGUGGCCUUAUCGCAAGAACAAGACGCUAGUGUUCGCGUACCUGUGCGUGUCGCGGCACGCGGGCUGGUUCGCGCGCGUGCUGCAGCUGUCGCUGGGCGGCGCCGAGCUGCGCCUCAACGCGCGCAACUGCGUCGGCACCGUGCUGGCGCUCAACCCGCACCGCAAGUACUUCUGCAUCUACCACGCCAAGCAUCCCGAGUGCACCAAGCCGCACAAGCGCAUGAGCCGCAUGACCCGCACGCUGGGCGGCGGCGCGCGGGACCCGGAGGCGGGCGCCUUCAUCGGCUUCCACACCGAGCCCGACUCCUCCAGCGACGACGCGCCCGACCCGCCCGUGCUCAUGCAAGAGAAUCUUCUAGACGGUCUGGAGAACUGGCUGGACCGUUUGUUCGAGGGCAGCACUCACCGCUACUACAUCAACUACUGGCCCGACAUGACCACCAAGUGAGCCACGAGCCACUGAACCACUCAGUUUUGUUUCGUCUGUGCAUGGACACCGUUAGCCGUCACUGGGAAUUUGAAAACAAAUGGUUUUUUAUAAGGUUGGUACUGCUACUCAGGUGUUAUUGAAAUGUCACAAAUCUUAUAAUGUUUAAAUUAAUUUAUUGUUCAAAAAAUCCAUGUGGGCUUCCUUUUUUAAAAGUUGAUGUUGUUUUCCAUAGACUUAAAUGUUUUAAAGAUUUUUUGUUGCAAAUAAAGAACUUAUUCCCAGUAACGUUUCAACGGUUAUUUCAAACACUUGUGUUAAUAAAAAUGAUUUCUCGUAUUUAUUUGGUCGUUGUUAAGAAAAUAUACUGCCCGGUUAUUGCCGUUUUCGACCAUAGAUUAUAAAUAAGUGUGAUAGUUAUUCGUAACGGUUUGCCUUAGAGCUGAUACCCAUGGCUAGAGCGACGACUGUUCCGAAGCGUACUUUGAUGGCUAGUAUGACUCGGACAGUUGAAAAUGACUGGAUAUUGUUGGGUUAUCUUGCUUUCUCGUGACGUGGUAACCUCGUUGAACGAUACACUCGUUCUCACGAACAAAAUGUAAUACUGAUCAAUCGCUUUGGGAACACUUCUAUUGAUAAGGGCUCGUCUGAAAAUCGGUUUAACGAACACUCGAUGAAAAUGUAUCAUUUUACCGAUCGAUACCUGAAAUGUUUCAUCUUUUACUGAUCGAAUGAUUGUCAAGUCAUUCACCAACUUUAUACUGAUAAAGCCUAUUAAUUAUCGUCUUACAAUAAAGUACUGAUGUUUACCCUAGGUAUUCUUACAAUAGGUUUCUGAUGACGUCAUAAUGGUCCAAACAUAGCUCUUGUUAUGAUGAAGUGUGUUCAAAGUCUAGGCCAAAUUGUAUUAGUGCCUAUGUUGGGUAAGUAGGCGAACUGAAUCCCUACUAUAUAGGUGUUAGAUUAGUUUUAGCUCAGGUGUUGAUUUUUGAACGUACGGGGACCGGUGUUAGGUUAUUAACUUUUUAUGUUGAAGGAUUUUUUUAUGAGUCGUCUUAUUAUUUUAUUUAAAUUCGAUAUGGGAAGUUUAUGUAAGUAUGUAUGUUUGUUUUUAAUGAUUAUAAAACAUUUUUGCAUGAAACCUGAUACAACUUACAUGACUUAAAUAACGCCAGUCCCCGUUUAAAGAAACAGUAUAAAAAACCAAACAAAUAUUAACACUUUUAUAUAAAUAAAUGAAUCUAGCUGUAAAUUAGCAGUUUGUCUUCACGAUAUCACAAUAACUAGUCUAGAGUACAAUAAAGUAAGGACAGUAUUACGGCACUGCACCUCGUUAAUGAUAAACACUGUGUCAUUACGUGUCGCCUUACUGCGAUCUCUAUUGCUAUUGUAACCGAUACAAGUUUAUAACUGUCGCAUUCAGAAAUCAGUAGCGUAUCAACUGGAGCAGUGGUUGUUAUGCCUGUAUACGAUAUAGCGCCUUAUUUUUAUUAGUUUUUGAGUGACGCCGCAAUAAGUAAAAUUAUACUACAAAAGGUUCUUUAGAUUUCUACUAUACAAUCAACUUCCCAGAAUCCUGUUUAAAGGUGAAAGAACGUGGACCAAACAUUGAAAGAUAGCAAUAGAAAUCGGUAUCUAUGGCGACACGUAAUCGCUACUUUACACGUUUUUAAAUCUUUAUACAUUCUACCUAGUAACGUUUGAUUGAGCUUCAUAAUAUCGCAUGUUGAGAGCUAGAGAACAAUAUUAUUAUAAUGCAGGGAAUCGAGGUCUUCGUAAUUUAAAUUACAUUUUAAAAAUCUUUCUUAGACCAAGUGUUGGUAUGCUGUGAACAAGUUAGAUUGUAGACUCUUAACUAAAAUAUCUUUUUUUUUUAUUAUAAUUCCUCUGUAAAUCCACACUGCCAAAUAUUUUAAUCAUACGUUUUAUUAUUAUUUUACAUACACAGGUAUGCAACUUUGCAUACAAAAUAGAAGUACCCAAGCAAGUCUUCGGAGUUGAGAGCUAAAUUUUUUUGCGCAUCUACGGUGCAGCUCAAUAAACGAUACCUAUCACCUUAUUAUAAAACGUGGUUUUAAAAAGUACUGGGUUUAGUACUAGGUGUAGAGCUUCAACUUUGUUCGAGAUAAUGAUUUAUACGUGGAGCUAAAGCCGGUAGUUUCUUUGGACCACGUUUUAUAAUAAGGUGGUUAGUGUUUUUGCAUACAAAACUUGGUCUAAGAAACAAACUUCUUAUUUUUGGGAAUUGCUAGACAAAUCGCUAUAUUGUAUUAGUGUUCAGAUAGUUAUUGUAGUCUUAACUUGUUUAUAUUUCAAUUUAAAUCUUGUUUAUGUUCCUGCGAGUGAAAUCGGUUGUCCCGAAAGUUAUACUAGUCAAAUAUAUUACCAAAUGUUAUUUUAUAAUUUAGCUAAAUAUUAUAGUUGUCGGAUGUCGCCAUAGUUAUUAAUAUAUUGAACGCCAGUUGCGGUCGAAAGAGUAUUUUAUUUCGUAAGGUAUUUACAAUCUUGUGUUCAAAUCGGAAUGAUAUAAUAAUGUGUCGAUAUGUAUAAAAUAAUUAUGUCUAUUUAAAUGAUUGCGUAUUUCUGUCCGUUGCCCGUGUUCGUAUACUAAUGUAUUUUGACUAUGACUACGUUAACAGUUAAGUAAUUUGAGUAUAUCUAUUAAUGUUCUAUCUUCAUCUGUACUUGUUUGAGCAUGACAAUUUAUUAGUUAAGUAAUCUCUUGGUUUUGAUCCCUAAUGGUGGUAAAAUAAAGUGCAUUUUUCACUAAAUGAAAUUGUUUGAUAAAUGAAAAGACAAAUUGUAUAAAUCUAACACACUGUGUAAUUAUGUGAAUGUUAACAUUGUAUCUGUUUGAUGUUGUUUAUUGGACUGGCUUUGAAGACGUAACCGUUUGUUGCUUGUUUCAUAUAUGCAACAUCAAUUUAUAUCGAAUAUCGAUCAAUAUUGCACCAAAAAGUGUUAAAAGUGGAGCAAUAACGUUGAUUCCAUAUUCCAUGUUAUUUCAACUUUAAAUUCAUUUGUAUUUAGGCAUUCAUUGUUGUUAUGAUUGCACUUGUUAAAUUUUUACUUGACCGAUCUUGCUUUAUUUCUCUCAUAUAAUAAGAUUUCGUUCUAAUGACGCGGAGACGAAUCUAGUCGUCAAUAUACCCCGUAUUUCGCAUUAGGUAUGCCAAGUUGUACCUCAAAUUGUCAUAAUAAAGAGCAAAUAUUUCCUAUAAGAGACUACCGAAUUUGAACUUUACACAAUGAAUAUAAGGUUGAUUAUGCUAAGCUUCGACUUUGCAUUCGCGUACCACGAGUCUCAACCGCUGUUUAACCUGUGUUGCCAUGUUUUAUAGUUAUAUAAUUAACACCACGUUGGGUGUCUGUAUAUGGGUUGUUAGUAAAGCUUGUCUAUUCAUACUAAACUAUAAUUAUUGUUGUAUUUAAAUUAUUUUUAUUGUUAAGAUACACUAAAUCUAUCCUUUAUCUUAAUUCCAGUAUCGAUUUGUACAAUAAAUGAAUAAAAUAUUGUUCUUUA